Messenger RNA from Notothenia coriiceps (black rockcod), 765 nucleotides. Its product is annotated as complement C1q-like protein 4. The record is from RefSeq and is a predicted model, not a curated record. The transcript is spliced from 2 exons. Gene Ontology annotation, molecular function: protein binding. Bases 40 to 765 code for a protein of 241 amino acids. Lineage: Eukaryota; Metazoa; Chordata; Actinopteri; Perciformes; Nototheniidae.
CGCAGGAAGCGCGUCAUUGGAGCUGCUGUAGGUGUAGCCAUGGUUCUAAUACUGUUGGUGGCCAUUCCCCUGCUGGUCCACACUACCAAAGGAGGGAACUCCGGAAAUACGGGGAGCCAUUAUGAAAUGCUUGGGAGCUGCAGGAUGGUAUGUGACCCCUAUGCCACAUCUCAGCCUGGCCAGGAGCUGACAGCCGUGUCUCCACCACCCAAGGAUUACUCUGGGAAGAAGCUGAAGUCUGGGCUCCGUGGGCCUCCAGGGAUCCCUGGCCCUCAAGGACCACGUGGACCUCCUGGAGAGCCAGGCAAACCAGGACCACAGGGGCCCCAAGGUCCAGGUCCUGGUGGCUAUUCUCCCUCACUCUACACUCCCAAAAUUGCCUUUUACGCAGGGCUACGCAAGCCGCAUGAGGGGAGUGAAAUACUGAAGUUUGAUGACGUGGUGACCAAUGUAGGUAACUACUAUGAGCCCAGCACCGGAAAAUUCACCUGUCCUCUGCCUGGCAUCUACUUCUUCACCUACCAUGUUCUAAUGAGAGGUGGUGACGGGACCAGCAUGUGGGCAGACCUAAAGAAGAACGGACUGGUGAGAGCCAGCGCCAUCGCUCAGGAUGCUGAUCAGAAUUACGACUACGCCUCCAACAGUGUGAUCCUGCAUUUGGACGUGGGUGAUGAGGUGUGUGUGCAGCUGGACGGAGGCAAGGUCCACGGAGGGAACACAAACAAGUACAGCACCUUCUCCGGCUUCCUCAUCUACCCAGACUGA